This is a messenger RNA of Triplophysa dalaica, 2753 nucleotides long. It is a transcript of the gene srsf1b, whose product is annotated as serine and arginine rich splicing factor 1b. The transcript has 4 exons. Bases 133 to 900 code for a protein of 255 amino acids. Gene Ontology annotation, molecular function: mRNA binding. Gene Ontology annotation, cellular component: nucleus; cytoplasm; ribonucleoprotein complex. The record is from RefSeq and is a predicted model, not a curated record. NCBI's taxonomy places the organism in Eukaryota, Metazoa, Chordata, Actinopteri, Cypriniformes, Nemacheilidae.
UAGCUCCGUUUGCGCAGGCGCGAGUGUGUGUUGUGAGGGUGAAUGUGUCGGCGCCAUAUUGUUAAGGAUCUUAUUGUUUUUCCGUUCUCGAUAGCUAGUUCUCAACAUUGUUAGCAUAUCUUCGCGUUGAAAAUGUCCGGCAGUGUUAUCCGAGGCCCUGCAGGAAACAACGACUGUCGGAUUUACGUGGGUAAUUUACCUCCCGAUAUUCGCACCAAGGACGUCGAGGAUGUGUUUUAUAAAUACGGAGCGAUUCGGGAUAUCGACCUUAAAAACAGAAGAGGGGGUCCGCCGUUUGCAUUCGUGGAGUUUGAAGAUCCAAGGGAUGCAGAGGAUGCUGUAUACGGACGAGAUGGCUAUGACUAUGAUGGCUAUCGCCUUCGAGUGGAGUUCCCAAGGAGCGGAAGGGGAGGUGGAAGAGGUGGAGGUGGAGGUGGAGGUGGAGGGGGUGGCGGUGGCGGUGGCGGUGGAGUUGGAGCUCCAAGAGGCAGAUAUGGUCCCCCAUCUAGGCGCUCUGAGUACAGGGUCAUAGUGUCAGGACUUCCUCCUAGUGGCAGCUGGCAGGACCUUAAGGAUCACAUGCGUGAAGCAGGUGAUGUAUGUUAUGCUGACGUAUUCCGGGAUGGCACCGGCGUUGUGGAGUUUGUGCGCAAAGAAGACAUGACCUACGCCGUUCGAAAGCUGGAUAACACUAAAUUCCGGUCACACGAGGGGGAAACGGCUUACAUCCGCGUAAAAGUGGAUGGCCCGCGCAGCCCCAGUUACGGGCGCUCGCGCUCUCGCAGCCGCAGCAAGACUCGCAGCCGGAGCAACAGCCGCAGUCGCAGCUACUCACCACGCCGCAGCCGAGGAUCACCCCGUUACUCGCCCCGCCACAGCCGCUCUCGUUCCCGUACCUAAACAUCCACUUCACAGCUAAUAGGCUGGCCACAAUCAUACACCCUGUGUCACCUUCUACUGGACCCACUGUUGUAUUUCAUUGCUCUCUCAAUUCAUUUUGUCUUUCCACUUUCCCCAGAUUGCUUUCUCUCAUUUUUAUCGUAUAAUAUUCCAAAAUUGUUUUGAUGAUUUUUAUUCGCUAAACACAGCUAAGAGUAGCUUAACGGAUGUUCUCCUUCCUCUCUCUUCUCUCCCUAUCGAUUCUUUUUUUGUUGUCUUCUAUCCCAUGACCCUGUCAUGUCUUCGUCUUGCAUUCACAUUUAAACUGGAUCUUUAUACUCAUCCCUUGUACUAUAUUUGAAACAAGGAACAUGUUGAAAUGCUUUGAAUAGUUCUGUUUUGAAGGAUUAAUAUGAUACUGUUUUUAUUUUGUUAACAAUGUUCGUUUUUUACUUUUCCUGGGGUGAGAAUUUUUUUAUUUUGUUGCAAAAUGUAUUUUUUACCUUUUCAUGUCUUUCUAUAGACAACAGAAGAGCAGGAUUAAAGAAAGCUUUGGAAUAAAGGAUUUUGAAGCAAAGUUCAUUCAUAUUAGGAUAAAGCGUUUUUGGAGGAGGAGGAGCAGGCAUUUCAUUUAAGGCAAUGGUAUGACCGCAAGCAGCUUUAGUCACCUUUAAAAAAAAAGGCAGUUUUUAUUUUUUUAAAGACGUCCAGUACUCUGGAAUUUCUUAGUUCGGUAACACAUUAGUUUUGCUUUGGCAUUUCCCCCCUUCACAACACUCCCUUUCCCGUUUUUUAUUUAUUUCUCACUGGUCAUUGCUGCUUAAGCGUGCAUGCGUACUGUCUGGAUGUUGCAAAGCUUGUGCAUACAUUAAGACAGCAUUAUUUUUCUGUUUUGAGCGUUUCGUGUUUAAAUCCAAAAACAUUUUUGCCUGUUGUCCAGAAUGUGCUGGGAGUUUUCCUCUAUUGAUCCCCAUGUAGAUUUAUAAACCAAUCAGAAAAAAAGCUUGUGCAGUUGUUCAAGGAAAGUGUCUUUUGUGCUGUAUGUGAGUUAUGCUUGUUUUUCCAAUUUAUAAGCACAAUAUAACGUGUUUAGAAGGUGCUCUUACUUACUUCCAGGGCAUAUCAUAGUCUGGUAUCCUUUUUUAUCGUUUACAAAGGGGAGAAAAACAGACCGCUCCAAUUUCUAGAAACAUUGAUAGAUAACACAGAAGCUCUUCAUUUAGCUGUGAUUCUAACUUGUUACCUCCCUCUCUUUGAUUUUGCCGGUAUUCAAAGGUUUGGAUUGGAGGAAGGGCUCACAGUGUCCCGAUCCUUGGAGCCGGAUCAUUGGAUCAGUUCAGGAUCAGGAUUAGGAUUAGGAUAAGGAUGGAUACAUACAUGGAGCGGGAUCAUUUUACCGGGAGCGGGAACCAUAGGAGAGGAUCCCAACCCCAGCCCCCACUUCCCCCCACCAAACCGCAAUUAAAGGAGUUAAACACAGGAAAGGAUACCCGAUGUCUUAAUUGGCUUCUCUAAAACCAAAUUCAUUCUUUUUUCGUGGAGACCCAAUGAUGCGCGCAGAAGGUAUCCAGGCUGUUUUGUUUUGAGAUAAGUUUUUUGGUGUUAAAAGGAGCAGAGCAAGGAACCAGAAGGCUGGAUCAGUUGCUUUGGAUGGAAUCCACAUGAGGAGCGUGGUAAAUAGAUGGGAAUUAGUGGGAGGGUGGGUAAUAGGCACACUUUGAAUGGGAUGUUGUAGAUUAUUUAGGGUUUCAAAAACAUAUUACUUUUACAUUUGUUGGUAUUUGUUGUGUUGGCAGUGGUGUUCCCCUCACAAUUAAGUUUCUAGUUAUAGUGUUCUCUUUCACCCUUUAAAUAAAGAUUAAAUGUCCAAUUGA